Phyllopteryx taeniolatus (common seadragon) is the source of this 2581-nucleotide messenger RNA. RefSeq names its product protein O-glucosyltransferase 2-like. Gene Ontology annotation, cellular component: endomembrane system. Gene Ontology annotation, molecular function: glucosyltransferase activity; protein binding. The record is from RefSeq and is a predicted model, not a curated record. The transcript has 13 exons. Bases 312 to 2477 code for a protein of 721 amino acids. NCBI's taxonomy places the organism in Eukaryota, Metazoa, Chordata, Actinopteri, Syngnathiformes, Syngnathidae.
GAACGCUGACCUACCGGAAAGCUGUGUCUUCCUGGCCCCUCCCACUCAUUCACAUACUUUAGGGAUGAAGCUAACGUUGAGGCUAACUUUUAAGCAAAUAACUGUAAGCACCGUGCGUGUAUUAGACACAUUUAAACAUUGAACAGUGCAAGUGGUGGACUUCAAAUGGAAGCGAAACACUCACUGGAACGGCGUAUUUAUUCUUUAAACCACAUAUAUAAGUUAACUGGACAUUUGAAGUGAAACAACGGCAAGACAAUAAAAAAAAAAAAAAACAGCUAACAUUAGCGGAGAGUCGACACUGGACUAAUAUGUUGCUGCGACCCUUUUUGUGGUCGCUUUUGGGGCUUGUUGUGUUCUGGACAGAAUUCCCACUGGGGGCUCGGGCCGACUCAGCACUUUGUCCCGCAAAGACUCUUGUAUGGGGGUCGGGACUAGAGGCAAACAUUGUCCUGCCAGCCCGUUUUUUCUUUAUCCAGGCAGUGGACAGCUCAGGGAGAAAUCUAACAGCAUCGCCAGGGGAGAAAAUGUUCGAGGUGAAGAUCGUGUCUCUGUCAGAGCAUUUCACCAGGAUCUGGAUUCAGGUUCUGGAUCGUCAAGAUGGGACUUUCCUAGUUCGCUACAGAAUGUAUGCGAGCUACACAGAUCUUCACAUACACGUUCUGCUCAUGGACCAACAUGUGGCCAAGUCUCCAUACAUUCUCAGAGGACCAGUCUACCAUGAGGGCUGUGACUGUCCACAACUCGAAGGCUCCGUUUGGCAGUCCCAUAUGCACUGUCCUCACUCCUUUCCCCAGAUAGAGCGCGACUUGUCCCAUUUCGCCAAUGUCGACCCAGAUCGCAACGCUCGGGAGAUCCCGCAGCGCUUUGGGCAGCGGCAAAGCCUCUGCCAUUACACCAUCAAAGAUAACAAGGUCUCCGUUCAAACACUUGGCGAGCAUGUCGGUUUCAGAAUCUUUAUGGAUGCCAUCCUCCUGUCACUUAGCAGAAAGGUCAAGUUACCUGACAUGGAGUUUUUUGUUAACCUGGGCGACUGGCCGCUUGAGAAGAGGAAAGGCCCUCAGAACAUUCAUCCUAUCUUCUCCUGGUGUGGCUCAAACAACACUAGAGAUAUUGUCAUGCCCACAUACGACCUGACCGAGUCUGUCCUUGAGACCAUGGGGAGAGUGAGCCUGGACAUGAUGUCGGUGCAGGCAAAUACAGGACCACCGUGGGCCAAGAAGAACGCCACAGCCUUCUGGAGGGGGCGGGACAGUCGUCAGGAGCGUCUGGAGCUCGUCAAGCUGUCGAGGGCCCACCCCCACAUGAUUGAUGCUGCCUUCACCAACUUCUUCUUCUUCAAGCACGACGAGAGUUUAUACGGCCCAUUGGUCAAGCACGUCUCCUUCUUCGAAUUCUUCAAGUACAAGUACCAAAUAAACAUUGAUGGCACUGUGGCAGCAUACCGCUUGCCUUACCUUCUGGCGGGAGACAGUGUGGUGUUCAAGCAGGAUUCCGGCUACUAUGAGCAUUUUUACAACGAGCUCAUACCGUGGGAACACUAUAUCCCAGUCAGGGCGGACCUCCGAGAUCUGCUAGAAAAGAUCCAGUGGGCAAGAGACCAUGAUGAAGAGGCCAAGAAAAUUGCUCUUGCAGGUCAACAGUUUGCACGCAAACAACUUAUGGGAGAUAACGUAUUUUGUUAUUAUUACAAACUUUUCCAGGAAUACGCUAAACUCCAGGUGACUGAACCCAAGAUACGUGAGGGCAUGGAGAUGGUAGAACAUCCCAGUGAAGACCUGUUUCCUUGUUCCUGCCUCCGGACGCAGGAAAGAGUGCAGGUGCCAUUUGGGACCAAAUGUUUGGAGGCUGUGUUGUGUGUUCCUGCCUCCCCGGAGCAUCACGUUUCCACUGUGCUCGUACUGACCCAUGGAGCUGGGGGAGACAUGAACUUCAAACAUCUUGUUUCUCUGGCACACUGUUUGGCCUCCAAGGGCCUCCUGUGUCUACGGUUCACAUGCAAAGGUUUGAACCUGGCAUAUAGAGUGAAGGCUUACCAUGCAGUCUGGCGCUACUUGAAAUCAUUGCCGAAUUUCACCAUAAAGCACACAUUCUUUGGAGGCAGGUCGAUGGGCUGCCGUGCUGCCGCCGCCCUGGCCAAGCAGCUGAGUGAUGAAUUGGAAGGUGCUAUUCAGGGUUUAGUCUGUUUGUCCUUCCCCCUGCAUCCCCCAGGACAGACUCACGCCCAUCGACAGCGCAGUGAAGAUCUCCGGGGGCUACCUGAAAGCAUGGCUGUCCUCUUCGUUUCAGGCACAGAGGACAAUAUGUGCGAUAGGGUCCUUUUUGAGGGAACAGUAAAGGAGAUGAACGCUCAAGUGGAGGUUUUCUGGCUGAGUGGAGGAAGUCAUGGCCUGAAAGUGUUGGGAAGGUCAGAGGAGUCUGUUUUAGAGGAGGUGAACGCUUACAUUAUAACAUGGCUCACCAAACAAGGAGCUUAGAUACCAUUAGAAUAUCUUUGGGAAAAUCUUCAGAAAGCGAUUUACUCUACAAGUAUGACACAUGUAGGGCAUCAUGAGUCUGUAUUAAAGCAAUUUAUGUUUUG